AUGGCCGAUGCCAAGGGAAAAGGUAAGAAACUAGAGAGCGAGCCCAACAACAAGAGCCCUUCUAAAGAUGCAAAGGCCCCGAAGAUCGAUGCAAGCAAAGGUGACCCGAAAGGUCAGAAACUAGAUGGAGCCAAAGCUGACCCCAAAUCUGCCUCCAAGGCAGCAGCGCCAGCAGCAUCGGCCGCAGCUGCUGCUGUCAAGGUCGAACCCACCGCAGGAAAAGCUGUGAAGACAGAUCCAAAAGCCACUCAAGGCACAGCAGACGGAAAGCUCUCAAAAUCUGCUCCUCCUAAAGACGAGAAAGAGGCAGGAAAACGAAAGACUGUCCAAGCCCUUCAGGCAGCACCUGAAGAAGCACCCAUGAUCCAAGAAUUUGUCCCAGACCCCGAUAAGGUCUACAUGUACGAUGCGGAUGGCAAAGUGAUGAUGGGCGAAGAUGGCAAUCCCUAUCCAGGGCUCAACAUGUUCGACAUCGUGGGCGAUAAAAUCUUGGACAAGAAAGGGAAUCCCAUACCUGGACGAUUUCAGUUCAACGAGGACGGCAAUAUUUUCCUCGAUGCCGAGGGCUACCCUUUCCUCGAGCGACAGGAAACAACAGAAGAAAAGCAGGCUAGGCUGGCUCUUGAAGAGCAGCGAAGAAAGGCUAAAGCGUUCAGUGAGAAACUAGAAGCUCAAAGGGUGAUGAUGAGUACACCUUUGCCCAGAAAAUCUGUCAAAUGGGACAAGUUUUGUGACACGAUGUAUAGUCCGAGUAGGCUCAGGACGGUCUUGUUGAAAGACCGAGGCAGACCCGGUGAUGACUGGAGAAACUUCGUCAAGACGUACACGAUCGAUCAAAUGAAUCACAGAAUGGCCCGUCAACUGCAUGGAAGGGCGGGAAUUCUAUGGGACAGAUUACACACACAUAUUACGUACUUACAGAAUCCUCGGUAUGCCUCCGAGAAUCCGAAGCACAUAAAGGCUUUGAGAAUUUUUCGACUGGAAGAUACCCCUAAGGGUAAAGAUUAUGUGCUACUUGAUCCUCCCGUGGCGUACUUUGAUGGAUUUGAACCUGGAAAAACGUAUGUUCAACACUUGCGCAUUUUCAAUUUGAGCCCUUGGAGCCAGCGAAUCAGGGUAAUCAAGCCUGGUACUUUGCAGUACUCUAUCACUUCGUCCGAAAAUCCAUUUCAAGGGAAAACAUUGGUGUCUGGUGAUAAAUGCGACUUCGAUGUGAUUUAUCAACCUCCUACUGUGUGGUGCUACGAGGAUCAGGUUGAAGUGAAAACAGAGAUGGAUCACGUAACGAUCCCCUUGUUGGCGAUCAAUCCACUUCCCGUGGUGGUUCUUCCAACAUUUGUUGAUAUGGGUCUCUGCCUGGCCGGACAUGCGAUUUCUUACUCUUACACCCUGACGAGCAAGGGAGCUGGAGCUAACUUCCACUGGUUGCCACUGACAAAUGUUAUGGACUCGGAUGUCGUUAACUCAUGCGUGCAACCAGACCCUCGAUACGAUGAUCUCGAAAGCUACUACGAUAACAACAACAUAUUCUAUAUUCCUCCGUUCGUCUUGUACCCCUACUCGUUCACCACGACAACCGACUCAAAACAGGAGUUUAUUAUGCUUUUUCGACCUCGACACUCGGGGACCUUCUACACUUAUGUUCGUCUUAUGACAGGGACCAAUUUGCACUGGGAGAUUAAGUUUAAAGCCACUGCAAUAGACCUUAGACUAAACUUGCAGAGGUUUGAAGGGAUGGAAUUCAGACCAGGCCAGCGAGAAUUGGGCAUCGCGUUUGGCCAGGUCACCGUGUCUCACAUGGUUUCGAAAGAAGUUACAGUUAAGAGCCAUACACGACUACCUGUAAGGUUCUUUUGGCGUAUGCAAUCGAAGCAUUUGAAAGUGAACGAGGAGACCGAUCCUGAAUGUCUCACGAUGGGACGGGACAUUCCCAUCGAGAAUUUAUUGGUGUUUGUGGCAGACCCAGGCUUCGGCGUCUUUGCUGUGGAGUCAGAAUCUCCGAUCAGAUUCAAAUUCACCCCUUCAGAUUUGGCAAACUAUCACCAGGUUGCAACUUUGUAUGUUGACACGAGGGCUCCUAUGCCCCUUGGGUCGGACGUCUGGAAAGAUUUCAGGGAGGGUCUUAGGAAUGCAGAAUACAUCAAGGCCAACCACUAUGCUGAACAGAACUGGCCCUACCGAGUUCUGUGGGGAAUCGACAACAGUGCAUUCGAGUGCAGCGGCCAAAUCCUUAAUCAGCACGAUAUGAAUACCGUGUCAUCCUGCAUCGAGAACAUCUUCCAUGUGUCACAGGUGGAGAAUGGUGGAACAAUAUUCAGGAUGAUCGAGAUAGACUUGGCUGGAUCGGGUACCCAUUUCAAUGUUCGAUUUGCUCCUUCCUUACUUCAGUUCUCUGGUAUCCUUACGCUUGGCCAGAUUCGUAUCGAGGAGAUCGAGAUGAUCAACGAGAGCCCGGUUGAAGUCAUUUUCACUUGGGAAGUCCACAAAACCCCUUACGGUGUGGUAAAAAAUUCAGCCUACGUUUUCCCAGUCACCGGCAAAAUUGCUGGCAACAGUUCCAGGAAAAUACAGGUGACAAUGAAGGCCAACAAGGUCGGCAGAAUCGAGCUGGUGUUUCAUUGCCUGGUGGAGAGCCCUUAUCACAAAGGAAAACUGCCUCUCGUGCUCAAAGUAGAAGGUCACGUCAGCGGACCCAACGUCAUCAUCACCCCGUGUGUGGUAGACUUCGGCUUGUGUCAGCGGGACUCUACUUACACCCUCGAGAUAGUGAUAACGAACAAGAGCGCAGACUCUCCUGCGACAUUCAAGAUUUUUUCAACCCCUGACUCCCAAGUUCCACGAAGUGAUCCAUCGGAAGAAGAUUCUCAAAUAAAUCCACAGUCUCCCAACUCCAAGAUUCCCGUUGGGUGCACCAUCUUCGACCAAGCUCAGAAGGCUCCCAUCUCAUCCGUCCCACCUUCAGAUCCUAUCCAGUCUGCAGUACCGCAACCUCUUCAACAGACUCCACUGACAGCUCAAUCAGUGCCAGAAUCCAUUCCACCGGAUACGAUUCAGAAACUACCAUCUGUAACCUUCUCGCAACCGUCCUCGACUUCUCCUCCUGAAGCACAGCCCCUUUUGCCUUCCGAAGAGGAGGAAGAGCUAACGAAGAAGCCUGUUUGCCCUUUCCGAAAACCACCACCAGAGGGCCCAAAGAAGUGGCCGAAAGACAGAGAGGUGUCGGCGGACAUGCUAACAGAACCUCAGGAAAGGGCUUGGAUUUCCUCGGCAUUCGGUGAAUGCUUACAAGUGUUCAACGAUGGCAUCACCGAUCCGAAACUACCUCCAACGAAAUUACUGCAGCAACGAGACACGGACUGUCCCAAGUCCACAUUACCUCCACUGAAGACUGGCCGCUUGCCUCCGGGGGUUCUGACAUCCAGCAUCCUGAAAGGAAUCACAGCUCUCGGUGACCAGAAAAUCAUCCCAGGUUUGCAAGCAGCAGCAGGCCACGCUCUGCAACCGGCCAAAGCCUCGAUCUCGAUGCCCACCACGGAUCUGCACGGUUCUCUCAAAGCUCAUGCUCCGACACACUCAACUGCAGUUAGCUUUGCUCAGCCUCUCGCAACUUCAGAGAUUCCAACUCUGGCAGCUGCAGAUCCGAACUCACGGCCUGAUCAAACUGGGAGCUCCACAACCAGACCAUUCGUGGAUACAUCCUUACACCUGGCAAGCGCCGAAAUGACCCCAGGCAUAGUCCACGGUGACGACGAUAAGAGGAAGGACCCAUCUCCAGGUGCACCUGCUGUGAAAAAACCGUUUCUGGAGCAGAUGGGUAACCUCGGGGCUCGAGCCAAAGUCUACGGACCUGGAGGGCCUCCGAUCGUCAGAGCGGGCAAGGAUUACGCAUCUUACGAAGAAGACCUUCUGCAGACACUCAUCUUCGAGCCGUCCGAGGGACAGAUUCCCAAAGGUGGAAACAACUCCGUGAGAGUGAAAGUCACUCUGACUGGCACAAUCUGUGGGUUCAUGCGCUUGGCCAUAGUGUGCGAGAUAUCUGGUGGGUUGUCACCCACACAAUACGCGGUGGCUCGUGCCCACAUCGACAGCCCUGAAGCUUGUUUGAUUCCUUGUUUCGUGGACUUGCGCACCAAGUUCAUCAACAUCCCUAUCGACCUCGACAUUGUGAUCCGAAACAUGAAGGCCUUGCCUGCAUGCUACAACUGGCCGCCCAGGGACAGAGUCGGAUGCGAGCCGGAAGACCUGGACGUGGAGGUGAGGCCUCAAAGAGGUGAGAUCCCCCCGAGGCUGGAGUGGCAGUUGAAGUUCAAGCUUAUACCCCGGAAGCUCGGACCGCUCGACACCGUGCUCAUCUGCAAUGUUUUUAAGAUGAUCUGCCCCUUGGGGCUCCAACUCAAGGCCAUCAUCGUCGAUGUCCGUAUAAGUUACUACGUCUUCCGCCCGGACAGAGAGGACGGCCACCAGAAACGGGGCAGGAAGGUUGCUCAUGAGAGAAUUCUUCUCAAGCGCCAGCAGGAUGCUCUGGGGAACCCCGUGGAGGAGGAAGAUCCCGACAACUGGGUGGACCCCCCGGUUCCCUGUCUGGAUUUUGGUCGGAGGCGAGAGCUGGGGCGAGCCCAUUGCUUGAAGCUGGUGGCGCGAAACCAUUCUCCCAUCGAAACCACGAUCAACCUGUCCAUCGGACACUACCAUUCCGAGCCUCUGGCUUCACUGGUGCGGGAUGAAACAUGGGUCAUAUCGUCCCUGACGGAGAGGCUGUCGUAUUUAAUACCAAACAGGAGAGAUCCAUUUCAAUCUGCCAUGAAGAACAAGGCGAGACAGCAUCCUCCGUUGACAGAUCUCUCCGACACCCAUUUGAAGUACUUCAGUCAACCGGGAAAGCAGAUGUUGUGGAGAAGAGCCGAAGGUGCAAUGCACGAGGCUCUUAUCAAAGAAGGUCAUACCGUCGCAUUCCUUUGCUAUCCCGCGUACUCGGGCAUUCUGAAACCUUGGGGUGACUGGUCUUGCGAGGUUGUGUGCUUCAGCAAUUUGCCCGGUGAUUACAUCGACAUUCUCACCUCAAAGGUGGGUAGACUGAAGCCAGUCGAAAUUCCGCUCGAGAUCCAAAUAGUAGGCACACCUCUUGUGGCUAGAAGAAACUGGCUGGAACCCACAGGAUUACAGCAGCCUCCAAAUGAAGGAGAAAUUGUGGUUGCAUGGCAGCCCACCCCUCAUGGGUGCAAUACAGAGGAGAAGCAGAUUUGGGUGUAUAAUCAGUGUCCUUUUCAUAUCGAACUGCGGUGGGAAUUGAAAAGGCAGAGAAGUCUUGAGGGCAAGUUGGUAACCAUGCAGUUUGUGAUUGAAGAGGACGUGCUCACGCAUGCACUCUUGACAGAAAAGCAAGCUUGGGAUGAGGAGGAUCCAACAGUACAUGUAACCACAAAGGAGCACAUUGGAAUCGUGUAUGAUCAACAAGUGCACGUUGUGUUUAGAGAUUAUCUGCGAAAUCUUGAGGACUCCGACGACAAUGCGUUCUCCAUCUAUCCUCCAACACAGGUGAUACUGGGGCAUAGCAGUAUGCCUUUCAAGAUCAGCUUUACUCCAAAUGAGGAGGGUCUGUACUCCUACAUCUAUGCUGCUUAUUGCAGGCUUUUUGAUGGACGCACCUGUGAGCGGAGGCGUUCCACCCAAUUUGCGUUUGAUAAGAUCUCUGAUCGACCCGACGAGCAAUACACAUUUCGCAGGCCUGAGAAGAAGCACGUCUGUGAGCACGUCCUGACUUUCCAUUCCAAAAAGGAUGAUAAAUUCGUGCACACCUUGGCCCACAAAACUUCCAUUGUGGAUCCAGCUGAUCCAGAGAUACUCGCUCUGAACUUCAACGAAGAUGGCACGAAACCCAGAAGACUCUCAAGAUAUCACUGCUCUGAGGCCUCUAAUUCUGGAUCAGAAGAAGAUGGUUUCCGACCACCGAAGAAAAGUCUAACCAAAAAGGAACUAUCCAGAGCAAGAAUCAAUGCUUACUUACAAAACGUUGAGGACGGAUCCUCUGAUCUUUCGGCCCAAGAUGCGUGGCCUUCAGGUGGAGGUAAUCGUGAAGAAGGCAAGUUGGAAGGAACCAGUGCUCGGACGGAGAGAGCCUACUCUAAAGUGCAUGAUGUAGCGUACGAAUCAGAAGAGGAGGGCGACGAACCCAAGUUCCAGUUUGAUAUGCAAAGGAGGUCCACAAGACAGAGAAGAGUUUCAACAGGGCGGUCCGUGAAUUUCGAUAUGGAUGAUUUUGAGCCUCAGGAUGAACAGGAUGAGAUUUAUGAUAGAGCGUAUAAUGAAUGGAUGAAAAAACCUGACGUCUUUCUGGACGAGGUCAUGGCCACAAAGCAUGCCAAGAAGUUUUUCAACUUUGAAGCCAUCAGGCCCUUGCGAGUCUCGUUAGAAGCUAUUGUUCUGAAACCAAGGCUGAAAACCAACUUUGAUGACAUGCUCCACGAGAGACUGUCAUUUCGCUGCUUUGGGAAUGAUCCUCCUGAACUGCGAUCUGAUACUCAAGCUCUUUACCUCACCAAUGAGUACCCUCACCCCAUCAGAUUUACCAUGCUAGAGAUUCCCGAACCAUUUGUUAUUAUGAACACUAGAAAGGGUGUUGUCAAGCCGGUCGGAAGCCAGAAGUCGGUACAGCGCAUGUCCAUAUUUGACGGAGAUGGCCCAACCUAUGAACUUGAGAGCGGCAGGACUCUGCAAUUCAACAUUACUUUCCAGCCAGCAGUUGACGAGUGCAAAUUGAAUCCACCAGAUGUGAUUUUCGAUGUUCACAUCCGUCUUUACUUCACUGAUCGACAUGACCAGCUUCUUCCGCUACACGGUGAACUACUCUUCCCAGAGGUGAGACUUAUGCAGGAUAAAGUUUGCCUGGGCGAUGUGGUAAAUGGAACAGAUACCCAGGUUAUGGACUUCAGCUUGGCAAAUCCAUGUCUUCCAGAUGCAGACUGGCGAAUAGUAACCGAGAAAUUUCAUCUGGAAACUGUGGAGCUUGCAGCCAGGGGUAUACCACCUCGAUGGGAGGAUGCCCAAGGACUGGACAAAGUUUGGCCCAUUAUAUGGUCUGCUAAUCCGGAGAGAGGUAGGAUUCGCGGUCGAAGAGAUCUGGAAUUGACAGAAAGCCUCGGAAUUCAAUUCCACUGGAACAGGCAGAUCGUGACAAUCUCAUUUGCACCAUUCGACAUUGGGUUCUACAGUCAGGUAAUAUACGUGCAAAUCCGCCUCGGUAGAGGAGUUCGACUAACUUUGGAAGGGACUGGCGUGGAUGAGAGACCCCCUACUCCACCUCCCCCUCCUCCACCACCACCUGAAGAACCGAAGGAAAAGACGAAAAAAGGUGGCAAGGAAGUCAAGAAACCUGGGAAGGAAGCUAAGAAACCCAAGAAGUGACCGACAGCGACAUUUAGACUUCUAUUCCUGAGGCACACAUGCCAAAAUCUGGUGAGAGUCCAACCCGAAAUUAUUUCCAAAAAGAAGCUUUUCAAAUUUAGUGGAACAGGUAGAAGAGAGAAAUGAGCAACAUUAUGAAGUGGUCCAAUCGUCCAGGCUUCGGUUCAAACUCAGGCACGUCUAAUUGCAGUCCUGACUGCACACACCAGAUUAGGAGACACAGAAGAUAUAAACUUCCAAAAUUAGAGUAUUGAGAGAGUGCGAACUUUUGAAGCUGAUAAUGGUUAUUCCCAGCUCCAGGUACAGUGUUGUCGUCAACGAUAGAAAAGAAAAAGCAGUUUCCACCACCGUUUGAGAAAGAAAUUCAGAAUCGAAGACUUCGAACCAAGACCAUGAAUUGUACAUCAUCCUAAACCUCCAACCAUCAAACACGCCUGACAAGACCAUAUUCUUCUUAGGACUUUGGUAGCAUCUGCUCCAGCAUCAGCAGUCAGAAAGUUGAAACAUCUGGUCACAAUGCGUAGCACAGUUGACUUCAGAACAGAUUGAGGCACAUACAGAAGAAAAAUUCGCGAACUCAAUAAAGUUCGUAUUCACAUGAUAAUUAUUGUAAUGAAAGUUUUUCGCAAAAUUUAAGAUGUCCUCCCCUUUGGGGAAUUAAUUUGACAGCUGUUGCAUGACUCGCAUUUGGAGGGCUCAUACUCCUCAAUGAUGGUUGAAAGUAAAGUACAAAGAAGCAUCCUCGCCAACAUAGCAUGAGAUUUGUAAACUCUUCACUGAAGGUGAUCUGGACACUAUGACAUAAAUAUACCCCGUGAAUAGCCCUCGAGCUGGAAUCACCAACACAAGAUGGAGCUAAACUCUAAUGCUUCUCGUAGAUUGACACCCAUCCAUCACAUAGAUUUUUGCUCCUCGUAGAACUCGAUUACCACCCCCUUUCGCUCAAUGCAGCUACCAGUUUGCCCAAAGUUUGGUCAACACCCAUAUUCCAGGCAUGUAUCAAUUGAUCUUUGGUCCGGCGUCCAAAGAUGGGCUCAGGA
Messenger RNA from Marchantia polymorpha subsp. ruderalis, 8441 nucleotides. Lineage: Eukaryota; Viridiplantae; Streptophyta; Marchantiopsida; Marchantiales; Marchantiaceae. The record is from the annotation of a GenBank genome assembly.